Triticum dicoccoides is the source of this 698-nucleotide messenger RNA. RefSeq lists its product as uncharacterized. The transcript has 2 exons. The record is from RefSeq and is a predicted model, not a curated record. NCBI's taxonomy places the organism in Eukaryota, Viridiplantae, Streptophyta, Magnoliopsida, Poales, Poaceae. Bases 27 to 560 code for a protein of 177 amino acids.
UGCGCGACGAUUCGCCCGGCUCGGGCAUGCUUCUCCCUCCGCUCAAGAUGCCGGUGUCUACAGCGAUGCAGUCUGACGACCAAGGGAGUGCGGUGUCCACGCCCUUCGCUGUCCCUUUACAGCCGGAUCAGCUUCUGCCACGGCUGGAUCCGUUGGCGGCAACAAUGGGAUCAGUCGGCCCUCUGACUGCUUCCGAUACGCUCCUUGAGGCUCUGGGGGCAACACCCAGGCCAUCAAUCAUGGGUCCCAGGCCGGCUGCCUCCGCCCCCGCAGGAGCACGUACGCGGCUCUCCAAAUUGAACGGUGGCAUAUGUCAGGGACCGGUCGAAAAGGCCCAAUCAGUCCUGCUGCGUAGCUUGGGUGUAAUCACGGCUGAAGAGCACAUGUCUCCUGACGCGCUCGAUGCAUACCUCAAGCUCUUCGACGCGUCGUUGUCUUCUCAGCAUAUCAGGGCGGUGGCGGCCCUCUUCGACCCUGAUGGAGUUGCCUUCGACGAGCCGGCCCAGGAGGGGCUCGCUGCUUUCAAGUUGCCGGAAAAUGUAGAGUCGUGCGGUGCUUAGCUCUCUUGUAGUGGCUGUGGUGUGCUGCCAUCCUAUGGUCAUGUCGUUAGGUUAGUGGUGUGGAAUGUAAGGGGCCUGAAUAAUCCGGCCAAGCGGAAUUCCAUCCGUUUGUUCAUGCAGUCAUGUGAUGCGUCGUUA